UUUCGGCCUUAAAGAGCCCUAAAACAAAUUAGCGUCAUUGUUUCUGGUUCAAGAAGUCUCAGGUGCGGCUGUCUUAUACUAUGGCGAGGGCUCAAAGUAACAGUUCACCUCGUGUUGUUCAACCAGUUUUUGUCUCGAUUCUUCGGUUCGUCGCACUCUUUUGAAGUCUCUUUCCUUUUGUCUGUAUCAAACUGGCCUGGUCUGUCGGUGUUCUGUCAGCAAAUAUUGGCCUUCCGCGAGCCCUACUCUUCUGGAAAGAUAUUCUUGGGAACUCACGGCUUCCACCACGUGUUUAACUUUGUGUAUGAAACAUUUUCAGCCCACCACACCUCAAGUCUUUUGCUACGAAGCAAAAAAAAGCACUAAACUUCUUCUCAAGACACCCACACAUUGCUUCAUUUGACGUAUCGCCAACAUGUCUGGCAAAAGUCAGUAUGCGCUAUUCCCCAGAUCAGAUAGCCAGGUCCCGCCGGUCAGGUCUUGGACCACGACCUCUGUUCAAGGAGGUAGCCCGAGGCCGUGGUGUCGUGAGGGGUCAUCGUCAGGAACGAUCGGAUGUUCUGCCAUUACGCGAUGUCGAGAACCUCCGACCAACUCUGGUCUCUCAUGAGAAGCAGAGAUCAUUAUCUUCAAAUCCUGGCAGACAAAGAUCAAUGGUUGCUCAGGAGAUGUACAGCCGACCAAGGGACGCCAGAUCAGCGGAAACACUACAGCCUGCUGUGCUACAAGCGAUUUCAUAUGAAUCACCACGCAAAACCUCGAUUGGAGACCCUUCUGAGAGAUUGGGAGACAGGAUUAUGGCAAGGAAGAACUCACGAGACGAAACGCCAGUAAUGAUGAGAAAAAGCUCACGAGAUGAAUCUUUUUCGACAGUACGAAAAGGAUCACGCGAUGAUACUUCAUCUAUGAGAAAGGGUUCUCGAGAUGAAGCCGCGGCGUCAUCAAGAAGUCAAGUGGCAGACGACACACCAGAACCUCUUAGACAUACACCACGCCUUCAACUCACUACAGUACCCGAGGUCCGCGAUGAAUCAAUUAUGGAGAGAGGACGACCUGUGUCAAGGCGAGACAGUAAAAGAGGACACAGUACCGACCCAUUCUCAGGAAACUUGAGCCCUCGAUCGCAUUCAGCUGCUCCAAACUACACCUUGCCGCAAACCUGCUAUGCACCCAGCGAACCUUCUGUUCAACCAUCACCUUCCAAAAGUUCCGGACCCAAACGCCCUUUACUACACUCAUCAGUGUCAACACCAUGUGUACCUCGACUACCUUCAAUACAACAAUCUCUCUCCGCACCCAACACAGCUCGUCCAACAUUCCACUCAACCCACUCAACACCCUCCACCUCGACCCGCCCUUCCCUCCAAUCCCUCCAAUCCUCACUCUGGAUCCCAGAGCAUCCGCGAAAGGACUCCCUCGACCCAAUCGCUUUCCGCACAGAUCCCGCCUUCCGCAUCCUCCGCGCCCUCCGCAAAAUCGACAAAUCCUGUCUCCGCCUCUUUGAUGACUGUGAAGCCCUGCAACAAGAACGUUCAACUCUCCACACGGAAAUGAUGUCUGUGAUAAGCAAAAAAGAUUUCAAUUCAGCACAUUUGGAGAUUAUCCGGCAACAACAACAGGAUCUGGUGGAUCUGGAUGCGAAGAUUGAUGUUUGCACGCAUAGUAUCAUGGAAAGGCAAAGGAGAAAGACUAAACUCGUUGAUGGACUUCCGGAAGUUCAAGAAAUGGACAAGGCGGAGGAGUUGAAGCAAAGGUUAGCGGCUAGGGAGGCAGAGGCCGGUGGUAUGGGUACUCCGGUUAGAGCUGCUUCGCCGUGGGGACCUAGAGAGAGUUCGUUGAAGACUUCUGUGCAGGUGAACGGAUUGCUAUCGCCUCCUCCGACUUCAAAGACACAACAGCGUGGUACUGUUACGUACUCUGCCAUUAUGGAUUUCCUGGAUGAAUUCGACUAAAGCCACUUUACCGGCUACAUAAUGUUAAAUAAUAUUUCUUCUGUUCCUCUGAUUUGUCUUUGUUGGUCUUGAAAAAGACUGUGAAGUUUAGCACUCAAAAAUGGAAGGAAUGAUGUCAGAAAGACACCGUAGAAUUGGAAAAGAUCGAUAGGCUAACAACUAACGACAAAGGGAAUAAUUGAGAAGAAGGAACAAC
Messenger RNA from Aureobasidium subglaciale EXF-2481, 2148 nucleotides. RefSeq lists its product as uncharacterized. Bases 435 to 1952 code for a protein of 505 amino acids. The transcript is spliced from 3 exons. Lineage: Eukaryota; Fungi; Ascomycota; Dothideomycetes; Dothideales; Saccotheciaceae. The record is from RefSeq and is a predicted model, not a curated record.